Ambispora gerdemannii is the source of this 1080-nucleotide messenger RNA. The record is from the annotation of a GenBank genome assembly. Lineage: Eukaryota; Fungi; Glomeromycota; Glomeromycetes; Archaeosporales; Ambisporaceae.
AUGUCUGACAUAAAAAAAGAUAUCGAUAUUGAUAUUGAUACCUUGGUUGUUGUUGAUAAUGCUAAUAACGAUAACACCAAUACUACUAACACUAAUAAUGCAUCCAAUAAUCAGCUACCAAAAGAAUCUUUGCCUCUCAGUGAUCAAAGCACCAAACCCAAUAAUAGCACAAGGAAAUUAAAAGGAAAAGUUAUCAAUAAAUCCGUUGAAAAAUUAAAGAAUGAACAAAAGUAUUAUUACCAACAAAAACAGCAAAAGCAAAACCAGAAAUCAACAGAUGAUGAUAAUGGACAAUUAUUAUACACUGAACCAACUAAUUUCGAUGAAUUAUCACCGUCGCCAUCACCAAUUCAAUAUAACGCGGAACAAAAGUCCAACGAGCUCGAUGAUAUCUUUAAUCAUAUAAUGUCCGACAUUGAAUUAUUGCAACAAGAACAAAAUGACACAGAAAUUCCACCACUUGAGACAAUACAUAAAGUACUCGAAGAACAAGAUGAUCUUCCGACAAAAUAUCAUUUCUUAAUGCGCGAAUACACGUCAUUACGAAGAAAAUCUUCAAGUCUAUUCACGAUGACGGAAGAACCGAAAAUUCUCGAAUCAUCACAAAUAAUCGAAGAUCCACCGAAAAUAAGCCCGCUACAGCCGGCGAAUUUUCAUGUAUUCAGCGCAAAAGAUUAUAUUUUAUUUAUUGUGUUUAUUUUGGGGUGUUUGUUUUUUGUCGCGAUGAUUGGAUUUUAUGCGAUACGUGAGAUGAAAUAUAAUGAUAUAUAUAAUUACGAGAAUAAUAAUAGUCUAAUGAUUUUGAUGGAGAAUCCACUUGUCGAAGGUAGACCACUAGCACCGGCAAAAGCAGUAAAUCACAAUCGAGGAAGUAAGAUUAACAACGGCCCUGAAGUUUAUUAUCCAAUCUCAUCAUCGAGAAAAAAUGAAAAUAAAAACGGUUGUCCUUUUGAUUCGACUCAUGCUGAUGCCAUUAGAACAACAGCUCCAAGUGCUGGUCAGCCUAAGUGUUUUCAUUUCUUGAUUUUUCAUUUCUGUACUGGGAAAUCCGGUGACGAGAAUAGCUGGUUUUCAUCUUAG